UCCACGGUUGGUAAAACGCGAGUGCGACUUGCAUCAGCGUGAGGGCGGCACUGACUGGCAAAGUUUAGAUCAGUAUAUCAGUGUUUUAAACACUUUGCCACCCUUAAAGCCCGUCGUCACUCCCGAACAGACCAGACCAGUGUAGUCACCAGCGUCCAGAUGAAGCUCUUCGUAAGUGAAGGCAACCCGCAGUGCCUGAAGGUGUUAGCUGCUUUAGGAGUGACUGAGGUUCAGUGCGACGUUGAGUAUGUCAGCCACGAAGACUGUGUGGUGCCCUUCCUUGGCCGUCCAGCCUUGCCAGCCCUGCUCCUGCCUACUGAACAGCACCUUUUCAUCCCCAAUGCCAUCUGCAGAUACCUUUUUGAAGUCAGUGGACAAGACUGCAGUGAGCUUUGCAAUCAGUGGCUUGAAUGGGAGGCCAGAGAUCUUCAGCCUGCAUUGCUACAGGCCCUUCACAUGGCAGUACUGCAAGGGAAAGGAUCAGAGGUGUCCAAGGUCCUCCAGGGGCCCCUAAACUACUUGGACCAAAGCUUGAGCAAGGGGAACACACCAUAUUUAACCGGGGAGUCCGUUUCAGUCGCUGAUGUUGUUUUGUGGGCUGCCCUCUACCCCAUUUUAUCUGACUCUUCAUUAACUCUGGGUGAACAAAAGUCUGUGAAGGCUUGGUUUGACCGUGGGGCUGCUAUGCACAGUUUCCAGUCUGCUGCUCAGAAAGUGCUGCAGGGAAAAGGCCUGCAGGGUAUGAAGAGCUACAUGCAGAGGCAGCCUGCCCCUCAGAGCAGCCAGUGCAGAGCAACAGAGCCAUGCAACAGCAACCCUGCUGAGGGUGAGGAGCGUGUGAUUUCAGAAGAGGAAAUGGAGGCGGCUGCUCUCACCUGGAGCCGAGGUUUGACUGCUGGUCCUUUGGCUACAGACAGACAACACCCCAUAUUGCCACAGGAGGGCAAGCGAAACCUGCUUGUGACCAGUGCUUUGCCUUAUGUCAACAACGUCCCCCACCUGGGCAACAUCAUUGGCUGCGUCCUCAGCGCUGAUGUCUUUAGCAGGUACAGCCGUUUGCGAGGCUGUAACGUGCUGUAUGUGUGUGGGACAGAUGAGUAUGGCACAGCUACAGAGAACAAGGCCAGAGAGGAGGGUCUGACGCCACAGCAGAUCUGCGACAAGUAUCAUGCCGUUCAUUCCAGCAUCUACAAGUGGUUCCAGAUUGACUUUGACUUUUUUGGCAGAACCACCACAAAGAAACAGACAGAGAUUGCCCAAGAUAUUUUCUGGCGACUCCACAAGCAUGGUUUUCUGGUGGAGGACACGGUGGAGCAGCUGCGUUGUGAAAACUGCCAGCGUUUCCUUGCUGACCGCUUCGUAGAGGGAACCUGCCCCCAUUGCAGCUACCCAGAAGCUCGUGGUGACCAGUGUGACAAGUGUGGACGGCUCAUCAAUGCUGUGGAGCUCAAGGAACCCCAGUGUAAGGUCUGUAGCCAGACUCCCAUCAUCAGCUCCUCCAAACAUCUGUUCCUGGACCUGCCAAAGCUUGAGAGUGAGUUGGAGCAGUGGCUGGACAAGUCAACCAGCACAGGAGACUGGACAUCAAAUGCCAAGCAGAUCACUCGCUCCUGGCUGAGAGAUGGACUCAAACCUCGCUGCAUCACCAGGGACCUGAAGUGGGGAACGCCAGUACCUCAUGCUGACUUUAGUGACAAGGUGUUCUACGUGUGGUUCGACGCCCCCAUUGGUUAUCUGUCUAUUACCGCCAACUACACAGACGAAUGGGAAAAGUGGUGGAAGAAUCCUCAUCAGGUGGAGCUGUACAACUUCAUGGCCAAAGAUAAUGUGCCAUUCCACAGUGUGGUGUUCCCCUGCUCCCUACUGGGAGCGCAGGACAACUACACUCUGGUCAACCACCUCAUUGCCACUGAAUAUCUGAAUUACGAGGACACCAAGUUCUCCAAGAGCCGUGGCGUUGGUGUGUUUGGAGACAUGGCCAAGGACACGGGCAUCCCUUCUGAUGUAUGGCGCUUCUACCUUCUCUAUGUGCGCCCAGAGGGACAGGAUUCAGCCUUCUCCUGGGCUGACAUGGCUACAAAGAACAACUCUGAGCUGCUCAACAACUUGGGAAAUUUCAUCAACAGAGCUGGCAUGUUUGUUACUAAGUUCUUUGAUGGCUGUGUGCCUGCCAUGGAGCUACAGCAGGAAGAUAAGAAGCUCCUGGCUCUGGUGGGCUGGGAGCUGCAGCAGUACAUCCAGCUCAUGGACAAAGUCAAAAUCCGUGAUUCUCUGAAACACAUCCUCAACAUCUCUCGCCAUGGCAACCAGUACAUUCAGGUCAAUGAACCCUGGAAGAAGAUCAAGGAAGGAGACACAGAAAGGCAGCGUGCAGGCACAGUGACCGGCGUUUCUGUGAACAUCGCCUGCUUGCUCUCAGUGAUGUUGUCGCCAUACAUGCCAACUGUGAGCCAGACCAUCAGGGACCAACUCAACGCCCCUCAGUCUUGCAUCGAUACCAUGUUGCAAGGCUCUGGCACCUUCGUGUGCGCCCUGAGUGCCGGCCACCGUGUUGGGACUGUCAGUCCGUUGUUCCAGAAAUUGGAGGGGGACCAGAUUGAGGCAUUGAAGAAGAGAUUUGGUGGACAGCAGCCAGAAGAUGAACCACCUAAAAAAAAGACGACAGCUCAGAGCGCUGCCAGCACUAAGCCUGCCACUGAGGCAGCUCCUGCUGCUGCUGAGGUGGUGACAGUGAACACAGUGGACCCAGAAAAAGCCAAGCAGCUCACUCAGGCUGUGGCUGAGCAGGGGGAAAAGGUACGAGCACUCAAAGCCCAGAAGGCAGAGAAGGCCGUGGUCACAGCAGAGGUGGCCAUACUGUUGGACCUUAAGAAACGGCUGACUCUGGCUGAGGGGAAGAGCCCGGAGCCUGCACCCCAGAAGGGCAAGAAGAAGUGAGACAGGAAACAAAAGUGAAAGCAAAAUGAUGGAGGUUUGUCAGAAGAAGGGAAGAGUAGAAUGGUUUGAGGUAUGAUAGUGGAGAAUGGGAACAAGAUGUACACUGAGAAAGAGAUGAGGGUAUUAGCUUAAGGCAAAGCCGUGACAGGAUCUAAGACAAUGUGGUAUUGGCACUGAGGACUAAUGAAAUGCUGGAUAGGCCGACGGGGAAGCAAAAACACACAAAGAGAGAGUCAAAUGAAUACAGCUACAGAAUGGAGGGAUUUUUCCAAAUCCCUACACCAAAAGAAACUGAUUUUAUACUCUCCCUGUGAUAAAGUCAGCAUACGAUAUUAGCGUUUGAAGGUGUGUUGCGCAUUUAAAGAUGUUUUUUUUUUUUAUGUCUGCUGGAAAAUUGUUUUCUUUUUUUUUUCUUUGCCAUUUGCUACAAAUACCCAUUUUGGAUCAGGGAAAUUAAUUGAUUUAUUUCACAAAAAAAACUGUCUGUACUUCUCCCUUCUUGAUUACCUCUUGUUUACACAAUUAUCUAAAAAAGGAACACCAAUAAACAUGAGAGUCAGCA
Molecule: messenger RNA, 3499 nt
Organism: Scatophagus argus
Lineage: Eukaryota; Metazoa; Chordata; Actinopteri; Scatophagidae
Gene: mars1
Product: methionyl-tRNA synthetase 1
Exons: 22
Coding region: 160-2937 (925 amino acids)
Biological process (GO): methionyl-tRNA aminoacylation
Cellular component (GO): cytosol; aminoacyl-tRNA synthetase multienzyme complex
Molecular function (GO): ATP binding; methionine-tRNA ligase activity
Source: RefSeq, a predicted model, not a curated record